Molecule: messenger RNA, 1260 nt
Organism: Kuraishia capsulata CBS 1993
Lineage: Eukaryota; Fungi; Ascomycota; Pichiomycetes; Pichiales; Pichiaceae
Exons: 1
Coding region: 1-1260 (419 amino acids)
Source: RefSeq, a predicted model, not a curated record
AUGUCCACCGAACUACGUAAGUCCUCUCGUUGUCGUCACAUGUCCGAAAGGGCUAAAGAAUCAAUCUCUUUGACCACUGCGGAUAAGAGACAUUCUAGAACUGAAAUUAAUCAUGCUCCUCGUCCAGUCCAAUCAAAGAUGAGAACCAGAUCCGACCAGAAGAUCAUUACAGACCAUUCUGCUAAGACAAGAACCAGAUCUCGUGGCCUGAAGCGUUCUGCUGGUGAGACUAGCGAUAACAGCAAGGCUAAGACCAAUGCUGCUAAGACCCGCAAGGUUGAGCAAGCCGCCGUUGAACCGGUUGCUGUUGAGCCAGUUGUCGCUGAAACUCCCGCCCAAAGUCCUCAAAUCCUCCAACCAAAAGCCUUGGUCAUCCAGACAGGUGAGAUUGAGUUCGAUGACAACGAUGACGAGCUCUUUCAGAGACCUUUCAUGCUGCGCAGAUCCCACAUGAAGGAGGAAAGGAGGAGAAGACUGUUGGCACUGCGCGAGAUGCAGAUGCUCAAUAGUGUUGAAAGCUCCAUGUCCUCGUCAGAAUCUGAGGUUGAAUUGGAAGACAACAAUGUUUUCGACUAUCGCUCCAACGCUGUAUUUUCCGAUGAUGAGGAGGAGUCGGCGGUGGAGCCAUUGGACUCGCUGCUGAAGCAAUUUUCCACUGCCAACGAGGAAGACGGAAACAUUAUGGCCAUGCCAGUUGCCAGCCCUCUCUCUGACUAUCCUGAAGACUUCAAUUCUGUCCAAUACGGAUACGAAAUGUCAGAUAAAAUUACCAGAUUGCUCAAGGAGAACGACAGAUGGCCAUUGGCACAAUCGGCCAACUCUUCUUCGUUUGACAUCCUCUCUGGAAAGAAAAUUUCUCCUCCAUCGUUUCCAAGCAGGGUCAAUGCCCCGGUGCCUGUCUCGUCAAUUGCUGACCAGCAACAACAAUCCUCAAUGAUUGAGGAUUAUUUUGUCGAGAAUGACCAGGACGAGGUUGAUGAAGACGAUACUCCUUCUUUGGUCUCCGACAAAUCGAGGUCGUCGUCUCCUACUCUGGAGGCCACCUCUGACCUGCUGUUUUCCAGAUACCCUCAUCAAUUGGAGUACAGAUAUCAUGGCCAGGCUAACCUGGCACUUGUUGAUCCCGAACAAAUUGAUUUUGUAAACAACAACCAGCCAAUGCUUCGCAAGGCACUCAACAAGAGGUCUCUCAUCUCCGGCUCUGCCUAUACCCAGCUGGUCGGGUCGAGUGUCAUUGAAAUCAGCGAUUUCCUGCUGUAA